Symbiodinium necroappetens is the source of this 534-nucleotide messenger RNA. Lineage: Eukaryota; Dinophyceae; Suessiales; Symbiodiniaceae. The record is from the annotation of a GenBank genome assembly.
AUGUGGUCAUAUGAGUCAUAUGUGGUCACGGCGAGGAUUAUAGAUCACGUUCCUGUGGAAUUGCACAUCAGUGUGGAGGACAAGAUCCUCACAGUUGUGGACAGGACUCUGUUUGGAGAGAACUGCACCACGAUUGAGCUGGGCGGCGUGGAAGUCGAGAAGGAGACCCGCAACAAGCGGAAAAAAUUCAUGCUCUCUGCCUUUGAAGACUUGUCAGAGGGCACGUCGCAGCUGACGGUGAAGUGUCGACUUUUCCAGCGUGGAGAUGGCUGGUACUCCCUACAGAGCUUCGCGGUGCUUCCAGAGGGCAGUCUGCGGGAAUGCUACAUCUUGAAGCGGCCGGGAGCAGAGGAUGUCGUGGUGACACGCGUCUUCAGCAGCCUCGAUGGCAAUGCGUUCGCUCGGAAGGAGGAAGGCCUCGAGGUACAGGAUUCGCCGAGAUCCGGCAAAACGCUUCAACUCCUGGGUGGUGCUGGUAUCGUGGCAGGAUUAUUGGGCGCAGCACUCUGCAUGAUCUCACCAAAGUUGUCAUAG